AUGUCUUCUGAAAUCUUGAAAUCAGCAUGGAAAGUAAUCCCCAUGUUUCAGUCACGCUCUAUUCCUCUCACGAUUCAAUUCUACACCGAGAAGCUUGGUUUUGAACUUGCCAGCGUGAAACCUGAAGAGGGCUCUUCCGAGCAGACAUUUUGCUCCUUGUUCAUUGGCAAAAAAGCAGACGCCAACUUCUACUUCUCCAAAGCAACAGCUGAAGACUUUACCACGUCCCAGGCAAUGAUUGCCCUAGGCACCUCGCAGUUAGAUGACUAUUACAAUUAUCUGAGAUGUCUCGAAGAUGUUGAGAUUGUGGAAGAUGUUGAAGAUACACCGUGGGGGUUUAGGCAGUUCUCAGUCAAGGAUAAUGACGGGAAUCUCUUGACUUUUUUCAAAUUCCUCGAGGGGGGAAAUCCCGGGCAAGACUGA
Messenger RNA from Penicillium vulpinum, 423 nucleotides. RefSeq lists its product as uncharacterized. Lineage: Eukaryota; Fungi; Ascomycota; Eurotiomycetes; Eurotiales; Aspergillaceae. The transcript has a single exon. Bases 1 to 423 code for a protein of 140 amino acids. The record is from RefSeq and is a predicted model, not a curated record.